Messenger RNA from Aspergillus steynii IBT 23096, 1992 nucleotides. Its product is annotated as Zn(II)2Cys6 transcription factor. Gene Ontology annotation, biological process: regulation of DNA-templated transcription. The transcript has 4 exons. The record is from RefSeq and is a predicted model, not a curated record. Bases 1 to 1992 code for a protein of 663 amino acids. NCBI's taxonomy places the organism in Eukaryota, Fungi, Ascomycota, Eurotiomycetes, Eurotiales, Aspergillaceae. Gene Ontology annotation, molecular function: DNA-binding transcription factor activity, RNA polymerase II-specific; zinc ion binding.
AUGCAACGGCGGCGACCGAGGCAGUUUCCCGUGUCGUGUCAGCUUUGUCGUUCGAUGAAGCUGAAGUGUAGCCGGGACCAACCAUGUUCCAACUGUGUUGCUCGCGGUGUUACGUGCCAAAGAGCAUACCGCGGUCCUCUGACGCCGUCGUCACCGGCUCAGCCACAAUCGACUCAGUCCUCGGGCCCUAGUAAUGCAGAGCUCCUGACUAGAAUACAGCGGUUGGAAGAACUCAUCCUCCAAUCACAUUCGGGGGGCAUCCCAUCCCCAAUCGAUAUGACCUCUCGGUCACCAGCAUUAUCAUCACAUGUCUCUGAAGGCGAAGGGGAUUUCAAAUGGCUAGAAGGAGUUGGGCAGUCGGUGAUAUCCGAUCUCUCGAAUGGACUAUCCUUCCGUGUUUCCACAAUACAACAAGCUGUUUCUGGAGAUUCUGGUCUGGGAAACUCCCCAGCCAGUAACUGGCGGCCAGCGGCAUCGCUCUUCGCUCAAUAUACGGAGCACGUGGUAUACUUGCACCACAUUGUUCAUCUGCCCUCCGUGCAGAUACUUAUGGACGACGUUUAUAGGCAAAUUGGCUUGGGUGUCGUUCUUGAACCGAGCCAUGUCGCAUUGCUUCUCAGCAUCUUUUCCAGUACAGCUGUCUUUUUAAGCUCGCAUCCAAGAUCGGCCUCAACCUUUGGUAGUGAGAGAAAUGCCUUUUCAUGUGCUUUCGUGUGGAGCAAAGCUACUCUGGAUGUUCUUGAUCAUUCGCAAAGAAGCUCACAAGGCUCCAUCGAAGAUGUUCAGGCCAUGAUAAUUCUUUCCUUUGUUGUUUUCAACUUUGAGGGGCUCACAGUAAGGUUUCGCACUCUCAGUAGCAACGCCGUCACUAUUGCCCGAGAGCUUUCUUUACAUCGCCUUGAUGCCACCCCUGCGAAACCGAGCCUCUCAAAGGAGAGCUUUACGAAAAUGGAAAUAAAAAGGCGCGUGUGGUUUCAUUUGAUCGCUACUGACAGGCUUCUUGCUCUUUCUGGAGGUCCCCAGGAAGGCACUUACUUGAUUAACCCCAAUCAAAUGCGUGUAAACUACCCACGAAACAUGGACGACGAAGACCUUGACCGUCAAGAACCCGGAUACAGUGUACCCAUGCUCCAACCCACUGCUAUGUCGUAUUCAAUAUUUAGGCUUCAACUUGCGAAUCUUUGCCGUGUCACGGUUGACACAUUACCGUCUGCAUUUUCGAGCUGGAUCGACAUCAGUUACGAUACCAUUAUCACGUUAGAUCAGCAAUUCCAACAUUUUCUUCAUGACCUGCCGUUUUUCCUGCGCCUUGAUGAAGCAAGCCGCAAGCAAAGUCGAGAUAUUGACCGGAAAUAUCCUCAGUUUGUAUUCCAACGCUACAUUAUCUGUAGCACGGCACAUUCCCGUCGUUUCAAACUAAAUCAGCCAUUCUUCACCCGGACCUCGCUUGAUAGACGUUACGAGUACUCACGAAAUGCUUGUUUGCAGUCCGCUCGGGCGAUUAUUGACAUGAAGCGAAAUCUAGACAAUCACGACGCUGGCUCAAUAAUAAGUCGUCUAGCCGUCUUUCUGCAUACUUUUUACCUAGCCACGGCGGUUCUCGUUAUGGACUUUUGCAUGAACAAAGACCAACAGGAUCAUAGUGAGCGGCGACAGGAAGUUGCGAGUGCUUGCCAUGAUUUACAAGAGGCGUCCAAGACCUCCCGUUUGGCUUCGCGGUUCUUGGCGUCAUUCAGAACCAUCCUGCGAAAGUAUCAAGUUGAAAUUUUGCCGGAAGUGUCUUCACAGGCAGUGGCUGGUCCAGAGAUUCUUCCUGGCUCUUCGAUAUCGAAAUUAGGAUUUGUGGAUGAGACCCCAGAUACCAUAUUGGGUUCUGCGGCACAAGACGCUGAGAUCGAGGGGCUGUGGGAAAGCUUCAUUGAUCCCGAUCACGCGAACACUGCAGACACUUGGGAUAGUGUCUUCUCUAUGCUUGACGCUCAAUUGACCUGA